Messenger RNA from Medioppia subpectinata, 1411 nucleotides. The record is from the annotation of a GenBank genome assembly. Lineage: Eukaryota; Metazoa; Arthropoda; Arachnida; Sarcoptiformes; Oppiidae.
AUGUUUAACAAUCUGAUUGGCGGACAAAGAGGAAUGUCUUCGGGAAUAAGCAAAGAGCAGAAACUGUUGGAUCUGAUUGAGAAGAGCGGCUAUAAUAUAGUGCAAGAGAACGGACAGCGAGUGUUCGGUCCGCCACCCGAUUGGCCGCCGUCUCGACCGCCGCCACAGAAGGGCUGCGAAGUAUUUGUGGGCAAAAUCCCGCGCGACUGCUAUGAAGACGAAUUGGUGCCACUCUUGACACAUAUCGGACCCAUAUAUCAGUUGCGGCUUAUGAUGGACUUCAGCGGAACCAAUCGGGGCUACGCUUUCGCCACUUUCACCAAUCAAUGCGAUGCCAACAAAGCCAUCAAAGAUCUCAACAACUCGGAGAUCAGACCAAACAAACGCAUCGGUGUUGUCAAGAGUCUGGACAACUGUCGGCUCUUUAUCGGCAAUAUUCCGCUCAACAGAACCCGUUUGGAUGUCAUCGAAGAGCUCUCCAAAGUGACCGAAGGAGUGGUCAAUGCAAUCGUUUAUAACAAUUACAAUAAACUCGACAAACAGUACAGAAAUCGUGGCUUUGCUUUCGUUGAGUAUAAGACUCAUCGUUUGCUUAUUAUAUGCUAUUAUUUGCUUUCAUUCCUCUUAAGGGACGCCGCAAUGGCUCGAAGAAAGUUAUUGCCGGGCAAAAUCAAACUCUUUGAUUGCGAGAUAAGCGUCGACUGGGCUGUGCCGGAGCCUAAUCUCGACGACGAGAUCAUGUCUAAGGUUCAGGUUCUGUUUGUUCGCCAUUUGAGCGCCGAUUCCACCGAAGAUAUGAUUAAAAACAUAUUUUCGUUGAGAAAUCCGUCGAAAAUCAAUGUCCAAAAAGUGAAGAAAUUGAAGAAUUAUGCGUUCGUUCACUACUUCAACCGCGAGGACGCAGAGCUGGUCCUCCAGACACUGUCCAAAACAGAUCUUCGGGCCACAGGUCUGACCGAUGAGGGCCAGCAUCUGGAGAUCACUUGGGCUAAGCCGCCGAAUCUGGUCAACAAUUUCCAGCGCCGAAAGAAGCGCUAUUACGGGGCCGGCAAUUGUGGCGGCGAUGGACUUAACAUCAAAACCAAUCCAUUCUCGCCACACAACGGACAGCUCAUGAGCGCAAUGUCUUCGCAGUUUGAGUUUAACAACACUUCCAAACACUUGACUCCAAACUAUUACUCGAAUCUAAUGAGCGGUGACUCCAAUAACUGGCGAAACAGUCCGGUAGUGAUGCCGGGCUUGAGAGGCAACCCUCGAGCGAACGGUGCGGGCACUGGCAAUACGCCUCCGCUUUGGUAUCCAAUUGAUAAUCAAUAUCCUCCGUGGCUUCCCAUAAGUGUUGUUCGUUCGCCGCAAACCAUUGGAGUGUUUCGUUCGCCACAACCCUAUAAUGUGUUUCCCCAUUAAUGCC